AAAUAACACCUCCUCUUGUUCAGCACCCAAAGUCGAAGGAUAGCUCUGGCCUUUCAAUUGAAGAAAGUGCUAGAUUUGUCAGUGUUGUAUAAUAUAACCAAUUCUCAGUGACCAUAUUUGUUUUGGAGCGAACGGAAUUGUCUUCAUUUAAUGUGAGAGACAGAGUUGGCGUCAAACAUGCGUAAAAAUCAACGCUGUCCAAGCAGGGAACCACCGAGAAAGGAAUUAUCGCCGCUCUUCUGAGGCCAAUCUCGAUUAUUUUUGUCAAAUAAGGAAACAUAACACAGCUAGCUAGCUAACGUUAGCUCGUAGAUAGCUAGGUUACCGACAUAUCUUCACACAAAAGCAGAACCUAGCAGAUAAUCAAGAUUGGAUCUACAUUCGCAGCAGCAGGAAAACCUGUAGGCAGCAAUGGGUGCAUUCCUGGACAAGCCGAAGACGGAGAAGCAUAGUGCCCAUGGUGAGGGUAAUGGACUGCGCUAUGGCCUGAGCUCCAUGCAGGGCUGGCGGGUGGAGAUGGAGGACGCCCACACAGCUGUGGUGGGCUUACCCCAUGGACUCGCUGACUGGUCCUUCUUUGCUGUCUACGAUGGCCAUGCAGGCUCCCGGGUGGCCAACUACUGCUCCGGCCACUUGCUGGAGCACAUCUUAUCAGGAGGGGCAGACUUCAGUUCAGGGCCUAGCUCCGUGGAGGGAGUGAAAGAUGGCAUCCGCUCGGGCUUCCUGAACAUUGACGAGUACAUGCGCAGCUUCUCCGACCUGCGGCAGGGCCUGGAUCGCAGUGGAUCAACAGCCGUGUGCGUGUUGCUCAGCCCAACCCACCUCUACUUCAUUAACUGCGGCGACUCGCGGGCCGUGCUGAGUCGAGACAGCAAGGUGGGCUUCUCUACCCAGGACCACAAGCCCUGCAACCCCCGUGAAAAGGAGCGCAUCCAGAACGCUGGCGGCUCAGUCAUGAUCCAGAGGGUAAAUGGCUCCCUGGCUGUGUCCCGGGCCCUGGGGGACUAUGACUACAAAUGUGUGGAUGGUAAGGGCCCCACGGAGCAGCUGGUGAGCCCCGAGCCCGAGGUGUGUGUGUUGGAGCGGGCAGCCGAAGGUGACGAGUUUGUGGUGCUGGCAUGUGAUGGAAUCUGGGAUGUCAUGUCCAACGAGGAGCUUUGUGACUUUGUCCGCUCGCGACUCCAGGUGUGUGAUGACUUGGAGAAGGUCUGUAACUCAGUGGUCGACACCUGUCUGCAUAAGGGGAGCAGGGACAACAUGAGUGUGGUGUUGGUGUGUUUCCCUGGAGCUCCCAAGAUCUCAGAGGAGGCUGUGAAGAAAGAAGAGGAAUUGGAUAAAUACCUGGAGACCCGUGUUGAGGAGUUACUGGGAAACUGUGAGGAGGGUGGAGUCAUGGACCUGGUAUCUGUCCUGAGGAGCAUUGCCACAGAGAACAUCCCUAACCUUCCACCUGGAGGAGGCCUGGCCAGCAAACGGAGUGUGAUCGAGGCGGUGUACAACAGGCUGAACCCUCACAGAGAAGAGGACGGGGCCUGUGCGGGGGGAGAGGAGGAGAGUGAGGAGGGAGGUGGCAGCACGGCGGCUCAUCUGCUAGAGGCUCUGCGGCAGUUCCGCCUGCACCACCGGGGGCAGUACCGCUCGGUGCUGGAAGAGUCCCUGGCUGCCUACCACCUGCGGGGGGAGAGCACUACCGAGGGAGCAGGGGAGGGCGCGAGGACCUACGACACCGACCAACAGGAACAGCCCGCCUCCCCUCCCUCUCCCCCCUCACCCCCGCCCUCACCUGCCACUGCAGAGCCGGAGGCCAGCCAAGAUGCGCCUGCCCCUGGGUCCGAUCCCUCCUCUGAAUGAGCACCCGCCUGCAUAACCAACCCCACCCACUCAACCCCAGAGCUGUAGUUAGAUGUGCUAUGACCUCCUGUUUCUAUCACAGAACUUGAUUGGACACAUUGGCCACUUUUCUGUCAGUAGUCUGCCAUUGCUAUUCGUGGAUAUUUUAAUAAAGAAAGUAAAAUUGGCCCAUCUGUCUAUUCAAGUUCUGACUCCGAGGCCACAUAUAUAUACAUAUAUUUCUUCCAUCUAAUGAGGACUUUUUUUGUGUGUGUCUCUGCCCUGUCCUCUGACCUUGCCAGCCUCUUUUACAGCUUGAUCACACAGACUGAAGUUUACAAUAGAAAAUAAUCAAUGACAAAUUACUAUUACAUGCAAAAGUGGCUGGUGAAGUAAAAAUUAACCUCCAUUUAUUACUUUUGGCUUCUGGCUGAUACCCUCCCUCCCCAGCCUCACCCUCCCAGCUUAACCCCACUCCUGCUUACAGUGGAUGAACUGACAACGAGGAGGAGAGGAGACUCUCUGAACUGCAUGUGUGUUCAACACACUGCACCAUCUCCAAGCCAACUCCUUCUACAGACUCAGAACAUACUGUUUUGCGUAUGUGUGUGUGAGUGAGUGUGAGAGUGUGUCUGCAUGGGCAAGAGAUCAACCAUCACUACUGAAGUUUGUGUUUUUUUGGCAGUGGGUGAUACUGCACUGUUAUCCCAUUUAUCAGCAUGUUUUUAGUGAUGCUGGGUUGUUCAAAGUGUUCUGGGUACUGACAAACUGGGCAGUUUAACACAGAGGCGAGUGGGUGGGUGAUAUUUAUAGUAUGAGCAUCAUUUCAUUAAAAUCAUUACCUCACCAUAUAUACCUAAAUGCCACACCAACACGUUUGUUAGCACACUGCAUAGGUCACCCACAAAGAGAUUAAAAGUUGUUCUUGGUUGUUGUUAUUAAGGUGGUUGUAAAUGUGUCAUUACACAGUGUCAGCACACUGGAACCAGGUGACCAAAAGGGCCAGAAAAUUAAGAGAGACUAGAAAUCUAUAGUAGUAAUCACAGUAGUGACCCUGUAAUGCUCAUUACAUUCCGGAAAACAAAAAUUAAACCUUCACUAGGGGGGGAAAUUGGGUCACCAGACAAAGAGGUCAUAGAAGAACCACAAGUAAAAGUGUUUUCCUAUUUCUUCUUAGACCUGCAGUAUUUUGUUCUGCAUUGCACUACAGUGUUUGACAUGGCUCAACUUUUGUCUGUCAGUGUUAGCCGUAAACUGCCAUUAGCAUCUCAAAUCACAGCUGCUGUUGACAUAGCCUGGACUAUCAGGGCUAUCUCAUCAACCGCAUGGAGGACCACCGUGGGUGGUGCCAUAGCAAAGCUCAGGGAGGUGGCUGUGCGCUGUAGUUCAAUGGGUUUAAUUGCGUAGUGGCGAUUAACAAUACGAACAUUUGCCAAAACAACCAGAUAGCCUUUUCUCUUGUGAAAUCAAAAAUACUGUUUUCAACUAAAGCUUGUGUCACUUGUGGGUGAGAUUUUUGCUUUUAUCAGAAGAGGGUUAUUUAAACGGUAUGUUUUGGCUUUAUAUGAGAAAAGGAACUGCUUAGCCUGGCCAGUGUAUGGAUGUUAAUGUGCAGUGUCCAGCUGCUUCCCUGGCUUUUCUGUGGAACCAUUCAGGAGGGCAUCCCAAACAGAGUUACUGUUGGUUUAUUAACUUGCUGAUGAUUGUGUGUUGAAAUACCUUCAUGCGUGUUAACAGCUAUUGGACUUCAAAUGCCAUUGAGACAUGUUAGCAUGAUAACGUUAGCUGUUUUGAGCUGAAUGCUAAUUUCAUUGUUGGUAACAUGCUAUCAUUAGCAUUCAGCUCAAAGCAUCCUUGUUUGCGUGCAUUCAGUGUGAAGUGUUUAUAAUGUUAGUUCGUUAAUAUCACAAUGUUUAUUACGUUAACAUGCUAGCAUGAUAUGUUUUCUUUCAUGUGAAAGAUGGCUGUGGCUCGCAGGUGUCAUUAUGUCAUUAGUUUUAAGCGUUUUUUGUCAAGUGCUCAAUAAGCAGUUUACAACCUGAUGAUGGCGCAAGAUGGAGGAUUGGUAUCACAAAUGUUCCCUCAAAAAAUAUCAAUCCAUCCAGUAGCCAUUAAACUAUUUGAAUAUGGUAUUAACUUUGGCAGAAUAUGUCUCACUUUUUAAAAAUUGACAGAAUAUUUAAUUAUUCAGAGGUUAUGACGGUGUGUUCAAAACGGCUCAGUCUGAAACUCUUACCUCAUUAUGUGAGUUUGAUUCGGACAGACUGAACCUGCAGUUAUUAUUAUUCUUCUUUAAAAGCAGGUAGAGCGAGGUUAUUGUAAGUCUGUAUAAUUCCCAGUACCCAGUGAUUCUGGUAAUGCAUGCAUUGCACUUAUCUUCUUCAAUAUAAAGCACUUAACUAUCAGAGGGGAGGUUAUGCUAAACACUGUGUGUGUGUGUGUAUGUAUGUAUGUGUGUUUGUGUAUGUAUGAGUUGUAUUUGUAUGAGAUUACGUCGGGCUAAAUCGGUCCCGCACAGUACAAAUGGCAAAUGAACAAAUAAAAAUGAUUUGAGGUAUAAUGCUA
Molecule: messenger RNA, 4395 nt
Organism: Scatophagus argus
Lineage: Eukaryota; Metazoa; Chordata; Actinopteri; Scatophagidae
Gene: ppm1bb
Product: protein phosphatase, Mg2+/Mn2+ dependent, 1Bb
Exons: 6
Coding region: 412-1851 (479 amino acids)
Biological process (GO): negative regulation of canonical NF-kappaB signal transduction; positive regulation of canonical NF-kappaB signal transduction; positive regulation of canonical Wnt signaling pathway
Cellular component (GO): cytosol; nucleus
Molecular function (GO): magnesium ion binding; manganese ion binding; protein serine/threonine phosphatase activity
Source: RefSeq, a predicted model, not a curated record